UACACAUGCCUAUGUAAGUAGUUCAUAUCUUUUUUGUACAUGCAUAUUCGCAAUUUAUUUGGGUUUCAAGAGGCUAAUCUGAGCAAGACCAAGAGCAAUUACAAUGAUUUCAAGUUGUAAUUUGUUUCAAUCUUUACGAAUCGCUUGUGCUUUUUCCAAGUUAGGGACUUACUGCAGUUUUACAUCUCAAUCUGCGUCUUCUCUGCAGCAAGUGUUCGAACAAUCUGCUUACAGUGUUGAUGAGUGCGUUGAUAUGGAUUGGGAUAAUCUCGGAUUCGGUCUUGUGCCAACUGACUACAUGUACUCCAUGAAAUGUUCUGAUUACCGCAAUUUUGAACAAGGACAGCUUAGUCGCUAUGGAAAGAUUGAGCUGAGCCCUUCAGCAGGAGUCUUAAAUUAUGGGCAGGGACUGUUUGAAGGUUUGAAAGCAUACAGAAAGGAAGAUGGACAACUUAUGCUCUUUCGUCCGGAUCAAAAUGCCAUUCGCAUGGACAUUGGUGCUAAAAGAAUGUGCAUGCCUAGUCCCUCCAUCUAUCAAUUCAUUGAUGCAGUGAAACAAACUGCUCUUGCCAAUAAGCGUUGGGUUCCACCUCCUGGAAAAGGGUCUUUAUACAUUAGGCCUUUGCUCAUGGGAAGUGGUGCUAUAUUGGGUUUGGCUCCGGCACCUGAAUACACAUUUCUUGUAUUUGCUUCUCCUGUGGGCAAUUAUUACAAGGAGGGUGUGGCUCCUUUGAACUUGUAUGUGGAGGAUGAAUUUCAUCGCGCCACACUUGGUGGAGCUGGAGGUGUCAAAACCAUAUCUAAUUACGCCCCAGCUCUGAAAGCACUAAGCAGAGCAAAAAACAGAGGAUUUUCUGACGUUUUGUACCUUGACUCGGUGAAAAAGAAAAAUUUGGAGGAAGUCUCGUCCUGUAAUAUUUUCGUUGUGAAGGGCAACGUUAUAUCAACUCCUGCUACAACUGGGACUAUUCUUGAAGGGAUUACCCGCAAAAGCAUCAUUGAGAUUGCCCAAGAUUACGGUUUCCAGGUUGAGGAGCGAGCAAUUCCAGUUGAUGAGUUACUAGAUGCGGAUGAAGUAUUCUGCACAGGAACUGCUGUGGUUGUUGCUCCUGUAGGCAGCAUUACCUACCGGGGCAAAAGAACUGAAUAUAACACAGGUGCUAGGUCUGUGUGGGAGGAACUUCAGUCAACUCUUGUUGGAAUUCAGAUGGGCAUAAUUGAGGAUAAGAAGGGAUGGACUGUAGAGAUUCAUUAAGACCAACACUUGUAUCAUCUCCUUUUGUAUCUGUAAAAACAUUCUCCCAUUUGCCCUGUAAAUAAAAUAUGUGUAGUGUUGAAAUAA
This is a messenger RNA of Mangifera indica (mango), 1342 nucleotides long. Its product is annotated as branched-chain-amino-acid aminotransferase 2, chloroplastic-like. Gene Ontology annotation, biological process: branched-chain amino acid metabolic process. The coding region runs from base 104 to 1255 and encodes 383 amino acids. Gene Ontology annotation, molecular function: branched-chain-amino-acid:2-oxoglutarate transaminase activity. The transcript is spliced from 10 exons. The record is from RefSeq and is a predicted model, not a curated record. Lineage: Eukaryota; Viridiplantae; Streptophyta; Magnoliopsida; Sapindales; Anacardiaceae.